UGGUGUUUCCAUUCUCUCUCUCGCUCUCAUCACCCCAAAACCCCGGCUGCUCACUCUCUCUCUCUCUCGCCCUCUCUCCUCCCAGCGCAGUAACAGCUAAAGCACAGACGAUGAUCUCUCUCUUUCUCUCCUAACCAUGUUUCUCUCUCUCCCGCUCCCUCUCUCCUCCCAGCGCAGUAACAGCUAAAGCACAGACGAUGAUCUCUCUCUUUCUCUCCUAACCAUGUUACUGAGGAAUUCUUAUUGCUAUGAAACAAAAGCAGAAAGAAAAAAAAGCAACAAAAAUACCUUCUUUUAAUUCCCAAACCAAAAAAGCAAACGCUAUCUGUCUGUGUUUCUCUCCCUCUCCCUCCUCUCUACUUUCUCCAUUAAAACCACUCAACAUUCUCUCUCUGUCUCUCUGUCUCUACUUUUUCUAAAGAAAGAAACUGGAAAAGGAUCGAAGCUUUUGAUUCGGCGGAGGCCCAGAGGACUAUUUCCCAACUAUCCAUUUUCUUAUAUUUUAUUUUACAAGUACCCAUUUCAUUAGAUUUGUCUGAAUUUUACAUCGAACAAUGUCGGCUCCGGCGCCGUCGACCAACACAACCUCGCCACCACCACCCACAGCUCCGGCGCCUUCUACGACUCCGAGUGCACCGCCUCCAUCGACUCCGAGUGCACCGCCACCAGCGACACCGAGCGCGCCACCACCAGCCACUCCGUCGUCACCACCACCACCGUCUUCGACCACACCCACACCCACACCACCAUCGACAACUCCACCUCCAGCCUCUUCUGCAUCUCCGCCGCCGCCGACAUCAACCACUCCCUCUCCUCCACCGCCGAAAUCAACCACCCCAUCUCCUCCACCGCCGAAAUCAACCACACCAUCUCCUCCGCCGCCGACUGGUUCGGGUUCUACGCCAUCUACCCCGUCAAAGAGUCCUCCGCCUCCGCCACAAUCGUCUUCGUCGCCGUCGCCACCAUCUUCAGGCUUGGACACGGGGGUUAUAAUCGGGAUUGCCAUCGGGGCUGUGGCGAUCUUACUGGUGCUGAGUCUUCUCUGCAUUUGUUGCAGUAAGAAGAAGAAAAGGAGAAGAAGUGAUGAAGAGUAUUAUAUGCCUCCGCCGCCGCCUCCUGGGCCCAAAGUUGACCCAUAUGGUGGUCCGCCGCAUGAGUGGCAACAAAAUGCUCCUCCGCCUGGUAAUCAUGCAGUCACACUGACGCCAAAGCCAUCUCCACCACCACCAGUAGCAGCACGGCCACCACACUCACCACAAUAUAAUCCAAGUCCGGGAGCAGCACCACCACCACCUUUCACAAGCAGCAGUGGAGGUUCUGGUUCCAAUUAUUCAGGGGGUGAUCUACCCCCACCACCACCUCCACCAGGCUAUACCUUGGGAUUUUCUAAAAGCACAUUCACAUAUGAGGAACUAGCAUUGGCAACUGAAGGCUUCUCGGAUUCCAAUCUUCUUGGUCAAGGUGGAUUUGGAUAUGUACACAAAGGAGUCCUUCCAAAUGGGAAGGAAGUAGCAGUCAAGCAGCUGAAAGCCGGAAGUGGGCAAGGGGAACGUGAAUUCCAGGCAGAAGUUGAAAUUAUUAGCCGUGUACAUCAUAGGCAUCUUGUUUCAUUGGUUGGAUAUUGCAUGACUGGAUCCGAGAGACUACUGGUUUAUGAGUUUGUUCCCAAUAAUACUUUGGAGUUUCACUUACAUGGAAAAGGGCGACCUACCAUGGAUUGGUCAACAAGAUUAAAAAUUGCUUUAGGAUCUGCCAAAGGAAUAGCAUAUCUUCACGAAGACUGUCAUCCAAAAAUCAUUCAUCGUGAUAUUAAAGCAGCUAAUAUACUUUUGGAUUUCAAGUUUGAGGCAAAGGUUGCGGAUUUUGGACUUGCCAAGCUUUCGUCCGAUGUUAAUACUCACAUUUCCACCCGAGUGAUGGGAACUUUUGGGUAUCUAGCUCCGGAAUAUGCUUCAAGUGGAAAACUCACUGACAAGUCAGAUGUUUACUCCUUUGGUGUUAUGCUUUUGGAGUUGAUUACUGGACGCCGGCCUGUUGAUGCAUCUCAAACUUACAUGGAGGAUAGUUUGGUAGACUGGGCAAGGCCUGUGCUAAAUCGAGCGUUGGAAGAAAGAAACUUUGAUGAACUGGUUGACCCUAAGCUUCAAAACAGUUACGACCCCAAUGAGAUGGCUCGCAUGGUUGCUUGUGCUGCAGCUUGUGUACGUCAUUCUGCACGGCGUCGACCUCGAAUGAGUCAGGUUGUCCGAGCUUUAGAGGGCGACGUGUCUCUUUCUGAUCUCAACGAAGGAAUCCGGCCUGGGCAGAGCAAUGUCUAUAGCUCUUACGGGAGCUCAGACUACGACACAAGCCAAUACAAAGAUGACAUGAAAAAGUUCAGGAAGAUGGCAUUGGGAAGCCAGGAGUACGGUGCUAGUAGUGAGUAUAGCGCGCCCACAAGUGAUUACGGUUUGUAUCCAUCUGGCUCAAGCAGCGGGGAAGGCCAAAGCCGCCAAACCACCCGAGAAAUGGAGUUGGGAAGGAUAAAGAAAACCAACCACGGUUUUAGCAGCGGAACCUCUUAACGGCCAGUGCACAAAUUUUUUUUCCUGUAAAGAGUUACCCCUUCCCAUAUUCUUAACACACCUCUUUAUCAACAUUGAUUUCAAGAACACAGCGUGUUUUAGCACCGGUUCAAUCUAUUUUUUCCCCUCUUCGAAAUAAUCGAGUUUUCGGUUUUCGGUUUUACAGUGUCUGUAGCAGCGCUUAUGCAGCAGUCAACAAAAGAUUCUUUACCAAUUCUUUUAUUUGUGGUUAAUCUUCCUUCUUUCACAGAUUGUUCCCAAACAUCUCUUAUAAUAGUUUCUUAUCAUUACAAUUUUUCCAGACA
This is a messenger RNA of Pyrus x bretschneideri (Chinese white pear), 2869 nucleotides long. Its product is annotated as proline-rich receptor-like protein kinase PERK1. Gene Ontology annotation, molecular function: ATP binding; protein kinase activity. The coding region runs from base 555 to 2564 and encodes 669 amino acids. The transcript has 8 exons. Lineage: Eukaryota; Viridiplantae; Streptophyta; Magnoliopsida; Rosales; Rosaceae. The record is from RefSeq and is a predicted model, not a curated record. Gene Ontology annotation, biological process: protein phosphorylation.